Punctularia strigosozonata HHB-11173 SS5 is the source of this 1134-nucleotide messenger RNA. Its product is annotated as Ssl1-domain-containing protein. Gene Ontology annotation, cellular component: transcription factor TFIIH holo complex; transcription factor TFIIH core complex. The coding region runs from base 1 to 1134 and encodes 377 amino acids. Gene Ontology annotation, biological process: nucleotide-excision repair; DNA-templated transcription; regulation of transcription by RNA polymerase II. Lineage: Eukaryota; Fungi; Basidiomycota; Agaricomycetes; Corticiales; Punctulariaceae. The record is from RefSeq and is a predicted model, not a curated record. The transcript has 6 exons.
AUGCCGCCGCGCAGAGCGGGCGACUUCGUCAUGGACGUGGAUUCAGACUCGGAUGUAGACAUCCUGGACGAACCCAACGGACGGUCGCAGGGGAAGGGGAAGGGAAAGGCGACCGACAAGAGUGGUCGGAGAAAAGGAAAGAGCAAAGCGAGCGAGCAACCAUAUGCAUGGGAGGCGUCCUAUACGCGCUCUUGGGACAUGGUACAGGAGGAUGAAACAGGAAGCUUGACGGCAGCCGUACAAGAUCUUGUUGCACGAGGGCGCAGACGCAGACUACUUGGUCCUGGCGGAGCCAUCCGCAGGACAAUCAUCCGGCACCUCAUCCUCGUACUUGACCUUUCAUCGUCCAUGACGGACCGAGACAUGCGACCUACAAGAUUCGGGUUGACGUUGGAAUAUGCACGCGAAUUCAUUACGGAAUGGUUUGACCAGAAUCCGCUGGGACAGAUCGGCAUUGUGGGUAUGCGAGCCGGAGUCGGAGAACGUAUCGGACAGAUGUCCGGAAACCCCCAGGAUGUGCUGAAGGCAAUCUCUGAACGACAUAAAAUGGAGCCAAACGGGGAGCCGAGCCUACAAAAUGCGAUCGAGAUGGCACGGAGCAGCAUGAGCCAUCUCCCAACGCAUUCGUCCAAGGAGAUCCUCAUCGUCUUUGGAUCGUUGACGACUGUUGAUCCUGGCAACAUACACGAUACGCUUGAUGCCUGCAUCAAGGAUCGAAUUCGAAUAUCCAUCGUCGCUCUUGCGGCAGAGAUGAAAAUAUGUCGCGAAAUAUGCGACAAGACUGGCGGUCAGUUUGGUGUGGCGAUGAACGAAGGCCACUACAAAGACCUUCUAUUCGAAUUGAUCCCGCCGCCAGCUCAACGAGCCCUGACAUCCAAGGCGGGCAGUGGUGGCGCAACGGCCGACCUCAUGAUAAUGGGUUUUCCGACUCGAUUGCCAGAUACAUCGCCGCCGAGCCUAUGCGUGUGUCACUCGGAGCUCAAGAGCGAGGGUUUCCUCUGUCCUCGAUGCCUCGCGAAAGUGUGCGACGUGCCCACCGAUUGCGAUAUUUGCGGCUUGAUGAUCGUCAGUUCGCCGCAUCUUGCACGCAGCUAUCACCAUCUUUUCCCUGUCAAGCCGUACACAGCGGUGUAA